Molecule: messenger RNA, 4738 nt
Organism: Actinia tenebrosa (Australian red waratah sea anemone)
Lineage: Eukaryota; Metazoa; Cnidaria; Anthozoa; Actiniaria; Actiniidae
Product: ATP-binding cassette sub-family C member 4
Biological process (GO): transmembrane transport
Cellular component (GO): membrane
Molecular function (GO): ATP hydrolysis activity; ATP binding; ABC-type transporter activity
Source: RefSeq, a predicted model, not a curated record
UUAUUAUUCACUAGCAUCCUUUCAAAGUGAUGUAGUUUUUUAAAAGCUUAUUUUCGUAUUUUAAAAUAACUCCAUAAGUGGUAUUUUUUGUCUAACUUGGCUUGGACUGGUUUAAGUUAAUGGACAAUGCAGAAAGGCAAGCGCUGGAUAAACUGAGCACCUGAUAAAAGAUGACGCCCACAGUUCUGGCUGUAUGGAUGAUAGCUACCGGCCAAAAUAGUUAGAUUGAUCAUAGCAAUGCCGGGGAAGAUCAAAUAUGAAAAGCUUGAAGUAUCCAAAGAAAAUCCUUCGUCAUCAGCGAAUAUCUUGUCGUCUUUGACGUUUUGGUGGAUGAACAAAAUCCUUCGCAUCGGAAACCAACGACCACUAGAAAACGAGGACCUUUAUCCAAUCCUCACAAGGGACAAGACUCGAGUGGUUACGCGCGAACUUUGGGACUCUUGGGACCAGGGACAAAAAAAUGGCUCUGAGUCGUGGCGUUUGUUUUGGGCACUUAUCAGGAUGUCGCCUUUGUCGCAUUACAUGUUUUUGGCAUCAACAGGACUCGUUGCGGCUUUCUGUAAUAUGUGCCAGCCGGUGUUUCUGGCGAUGAUUYUAAGUAUUCUACUGGGCCUUCCAGGAUCGAACAAGGACCAUUUAUAUAUAUAUGCUACAGCACUUUGCUUUAGUUCUCUCAUUCGUGUAUUGGUCUUACACCAAUUUUUGUAUAAUGGUUGGUUGAUGGCUAUGAAAUGGAGAAUUGCUACAAUGGGUUUGAUGUUCAAUAAGAUCUUCCGCUUGAGUCAGACAACCCUGGCAUACGCAUCCACAGGGUACAUUAUCAACCUGGUGACAGGAGAUGUCCAACGAUUUGAUCCCGUAGUGUCGCAGAUGGCACUAUUCUUUCAAGGAAUCUUUGAAGUAGCUACAAUAUCUGCCCUUCUUAUUCACGUGGUUGGUUACCAGGCUGUCUCGGGUGUCUUAUUCUUGUUAGUCCUGGUACUCUAUUACUGCAGYAUGGGACGGGUCUGUGUGUAUAUAAGAAAUAAAAUCGCCAAGGUUUCAGACUUAAGAUUAGGMUUCAUGAGUACCAUUYUGACUGGGAUACGAACAGUAAAGAUGUACGCCUGGGAAGGACCAUUCAUURACAGACUGAAGRCAAUACGUGGUCGUGAAAUUCGCCUUCUCCGCCAUAARGGAAUCAUCCUCGCCACAUUUCAGUCAUUUUUGUACACAGCCCAAGGUAUCGCCGCCUUUAUCUCUUUAGUCGUUCUCAUGGCARCCGGCGUAGAGUUGAACACCUUCAAUAUAUUCAUGACGCUUGCAUUCAUCAACACCUUAAGAUCGUCUGUCGCAUGGAACAUCGCCGARGGAGCCAACUAYAUCGGGGAUUUUGCCUCCGCCUUGMRACGAAUCCAAGGGUUCCUCGAACUCCARGAACUGARGCCCAGAAGAGACGACUUUAAAACUGAUGAUUCUGAUAAUGUAUUUUUGGAUGAAGACRAUGACACCAAGAAUAUCCAUGUUUCUCUUGAAAAUGUAACUUGUUACUGGAAUGGUGAAAACUAUCCAUCCAUUCAAGACGUGAGCUUGGAUUUGAAGCAGAAUGAUUUAGUMCUUGUUACCGGGCCAGUAGGAUGUGGCAAGACGUCCCUAUUGUCUACAAUCCUUGGGGAAUUACCGGUGAAAGAAGGAAGGAUGCUGGUUACUGGACACACCAUUUAUGUGCCUCAAAAACCUUGGGUAUUCUCAGGUUCUGUCCGAGAAAACAUCCUUUUUGGCCAGAAAUUCAAAAGAUCAAAAUACCAAGCAAUAAUCAAGGCAUGUGAUUURGAAAASGAUAUUUCCAGCUUCCCCAACAGRGACCUGACGCUGAUYGGUGAAAGAGGAGUCCUUCUAAGCGGYGGACAGCGCACUCGKAUCGGACUUGCACGAGCAAUGUACGCAGAAGCGGAUGUAUACUUACUAGACGAUCCUUUAAGUGCUGUAGAUGCAAARGUUGGCAGACACAUAUUCCAUGAAUGUAUCUGCGGAAUUCUAAGRRAYAAGACCCGAGUCCUUGUCACUCACCAGCUSCAGUAUCUAAAAGGUGCAGAUCAUGUYGUGCUCAUGAAAAAUGGGUCGAUAUUCUACGAGGGUACUUAUGAAGGWCUCAAYGCUGACACCAAUUCUGAGCUCCAGUGUCUCUUURCCAAGUACGACGACAGCCCWCCWUUGACCAGAGCGAUGGACACACGACGUUUAUCAGCAACUCUGAGCUUUAAGRMGGAUGAAAAGAAGGGUCUGGAGGUKGCAGAAGAGGAUCGACACACUGGAUCGGUAUCCUGGCGUCUGUAUUGGGAUUAUCUUGUUUACGGUUUGUGGCCAAUGAUGAUGGUGUUGCUUAUCAUAUUCUUCAUCGUUACUCAAGCUGCUCUAAUUUUCCCCGAUUGGUGGUUGUUACACAUCUCCCAACUACAAUCCAACACAAGGAACCACUUCUCCAACCUGUACGUCUAUGGUGGACUCGUARUCGUUGCUUUUCUAAUGUCCGUCACUCGUUCAGUGCUGUUCUUCUUCGCAACACUUAAUUCUUCAAAGAGCCUCCACGAUGCUAUGGCCAAGAGCGUCUUAAGAGCACCAGUCYUAUUCUUCGAUACUAACCCAACUGGUAGAAUCCUGAAUAGAUUCUCACGUGAYAUUGGCGUAAUGGAUGACCUUCUUCCAAUAGUCUUCCUUGAUGCUGUMCAACUGAUGCUCUUCUGCAUAGGUGCCAUCAUYCUGCCSUCCAUCUUGAAUCCCAUGGUAACARUCGCAGCUAUUACCAUGGCUAUUCUCUUUUAUUUCGUUGGGAAGUAUUAUCUAAAGACGUCUAGGGAGCUACGAAGACUCGAAGCAUUGAAUAGGAGCCCAGUCUUCUCGCACUUCUCGGAUACCUUGGAGGGCUUGGUUACYAUACGAAAUCACGACAUGGAAAACGCAUUCGUUAGAAAUUUAUAUAAGUAUCAAGACGACCAUACCCGUGUUUGGUUUACUCUUCUAUCAAGUCUACGUUGGCUUGGRCUGAGACUUGACAUUCUCUGUGUGUGUUUCACAACAGCUGUCGUAUUUGCUGCACUUGCUAUGGAUUCUGGAGCAGGAUCGCUUGCUCUUUCUCUCAUCUACGCCCUGCAGUUAGCAGUCGACACGUCCCAGUACGGAGUUCGCCAGUGCUCGGAGACUGAGAACUACAUGACGUCAGUAGAGCGAGUGAUGACGUACACCAAACUCGAAGAAGAACCUGGGUACGAUAUUGAAACCCAGGCCCCAGAAGACUGGCCGCAGAAGGGAGAACUUGAGCUCCAAAAUGUCUCUCUGGAGUACUACCAAGGAGCAGGAAAUGUAUUGAAUAAUGUGUCGUUCAAGGUAAAUCCUCAAGAAAGGAUAGGAAUUGCUGGAAGAACCGGGGCAGGAAAGUCGUCGAUUGUAUCUGCWUUGUUCCGAAUGCCAGACCCUAAUGGGUCGAUCCUUAUCGAUAAGAUAAAUAUCACAAGCAUUAAUCUACAAAAUUCUCGGARAGCAAUGACAGUAAUAGCACAAGAUCCUGUCCUUUUUACUGGUUCCUUACGAUUCAAUCUGGAUCCUUUUGAUCACCAUAGCGAUAAUGAAAUUUGGGAAGCAAUAGACGGUGCCAGUCUGAGGUCUACAGUCGAAAAUCUGCCAGAGAGACUUAACCAGAAGCUMAAGGAAUGUGGAGUGAACCUUAGCGCGGGAGAACGCCAACUGCUGUGUCUCGCUCGAGCUCUACUUCAAAGAAGCAAGAUCAUAGUCAUGGAUGAAGCMACUGCAAACGUAGACUACAAGACGGAUAGUCUCAUACAAGAGACCAUUCGAACCAAGCUGAAGGAAUGUACUGUGAUUACAAUUGCCCAUCGGUUGAAUACUAUAAUGGACUAUGAUAAGAUUUUAGUGCUAGAGAAUGGAAGGGUGGUGGAGUUUGAUACACCACAGGAUUUGUUGAACAAAGCAAAUGGUGUGCUGAGGCAGUUGUACCAAAGCCACUUGGAACAGAUCUAGACCUCGGGACUCGUUCAAAUCUUUAAAAAAAUAAGUUAAUUCGAGUAAUUAUUGUGAUUAACAAAAUGGGUUGGGAUAGCAAAUUUUACUUUCUUGGACGUUUAAAAUAUUGGGAUGAAAUUAAUGAAAAUUAUWGUUAAAAAAUAUUUUUUUGUUUAGUUUAGGGAGCCAAGACAAAGAGUGUACUGGUCUUCAGGUUGAGGUUGGUCCCUAUCCCGUAAUAAAAUGAAUGCUACAUUUUACAGUUCCGUUCGUUGACCACGAAUAAUAGUUCCAAGUCGAGGGACGGAGUUGCCGUGCAUAGUUGAAGAAAUAGAAAACGCGUUCGCUUGCUGUGUGCAGUUAUAAAGCACGCGGGGGUUGGCAGGACACGAGAGGUGGUAUAGGAGAAGCACGACGCGUAGCGGAAUCAAAUUACAGGAAUGACGAAACUGGAAGUGCGCGCGCGUGCUGUGUGCUCCCAGAAUGCGAGAUUUAAAAAUUAUUUUAUAAAAAUACUAUAGUUUAACAUGCGUGGAAACUCCAACCUCGACUUAGAACUAUUCGUGGACACUGAACGGGACUGUAAAACUUGGAGUAUUGUUACAAAAAUCGAAGGCAUUUAUUAGGAAGCGCAAACAAUGCCGGUACAAUGUCGAUUAUCAUUGCAUGGCGAUGGCUUUAAACACCUUAAAUGGGAUUUGAUUUUGAGAUAUGAGGGGCGUCCUGAACGUCUAGGUAUUUG